Messenger RNA from Erythranthe guttata (spotted monkey flower), 1764 nucleotides. RefSeq names its product U-box domain-containing protein 9. Lineage: Eukaryota; Viridiplantae; Streptophyta; Magnoliopsida; Lamiales; Phrymaceae. Gene Ontology annotation, molecular function: protein binding; ubiquitin-protein transferase activity. The record is from RefSeq and is a predicted model, not a curated record. Gene Ontology annotation, biological process: protein ubiquitination.
AAAAUAAAUAAAUAACUCCAAAUUCUGAAAAUCUCACCGGAAAAAUAUUGAAAAAAAAGGAGAGUGGAUGAUUAGUAAAGAAGGGUGAAAAUCCCAUCAUCAUAAUUCGUAUAAUUCAACAAUUUGGGGGAUUUAAAAAAAAAAAAUUGGAGGAAAGAGUGAUGGCGAAGAGCGGUGUUAUUGAAGGGGAUCCGGCGGCGGCGGCGGUUAAGGCGGCGGAAUUGAAGAAAGAAUUGCUGAAGCUGGUGAAGGCGAUCGUGGACGAGGAAGACGUAAAUCUGGAUGCGGUUGAAAGAGCUUAUCAGAUGCUGGUUGCGUUGAAGGAAAUGAAAUUGAAGAAAACCGUUUCUCUGAAACUCCGUACUGAUCGUGAAUUGGCUUCCGCCGGAACGGUGCCGGAGGAAUUUAAGUGCCCUCUCUCGAUGGAACUCAUGAGGGAUCCCGUCAUUAUUGACAGCGGACAGACAUAUGACAGGCCUUUCAUUCAGAAAUGGUUAAAAUCGGGGAAUCGAACAUGCCCGAAAACUCAACAAGUACUCACACACACCACUCUCGCGCCGAACCACUUGAUUCGCGAAAUGAUAACCAAAUGGUGCAAUAAACACGGCAUCAAAUUACCGGACCCCAUUAACUACACCUACGAGGAGGGCUUUGCGGAAUCCGAUAGGGAACAUUUCCUCUCUCUACUCAACCGAAUGUCUUCGGCGUUAUCCGAACAAAAAGAAGCCGCCAAAGAAUUACGCCGGUUGACUAGAAAAACAGCUUCUGUUCGAGCCCUUUUCGCCGAAACCCCCAAUGCCAUACCUCAAUUGCUGGCCCCACUAAGCAAUGGCACAAUUGGGGCCCACCCGGACCUCCACGAAGAUAUAAUCACAUCCGUUUUGAACAUCGCAAUUCACGACGAUAACAACAAGAAGCUAGUCGCGGAAACGCCAGCGGCGAUUCCACUUUUAAUCGACGCGGUAAAGAAUGGAUCGAUCGAGACGAGGAGCAAUGCGGCCGCGACGAUUUUCACGCUAUCGGCCCUCGACUCGAACAAGGCACUCCUCGGCAAAUCCGGUGCAUUGAAACCCUUGAUCGAGUUAUUGCGCGAGGGGCAUCCUGCGGCAAUGAACGACGCCGCUUCGGCGAUUUUCAAUCUGUGCAUUUUGCACGAGAAUAAGGUGAGAGCCGUUAGAGACGGGGCGGUUGUGGUGAUUCUUGAAAAGAUUAAAAACAGAGCGCGUGUCGAUAUUUUGCUGCCGCCGCUUGCUCUUCUUUCGACCAAUCAGAAGUGUGUCGAAGAAAUGGGAGAUCUCGAAGCAGUUCCUUGUUUGUUUGAAAUAAUAAGAGAGACGACUUGCGAUAGAAACAAGGAGAAUUGUAUAGCUAUGCUGCACGCUAUUUGCUUUAGCGAUAGAAGCAAGUGGAAGGCGAUGAGGGAAGAGGAGAGUAUGCACCGUACCAUAUCUCAGGUCGCUCACAACGGUACUUCGAGAGCUCAGAGAAAAGCUAGAGGAAUUCUCGAGAGACUCAAUAAAUCUGUUAACGUUACCCAUACUGCGUGAUCGAGAGCACACAUUCUGUAAAUUCUUACUCCACUUUGCUUUUCUCAAUCUGCGAAAAAAGAAAAAUUGAGGUAUUAUGUGGUAAAGUUUGAACCUUUCUUGUGAAUAUUCUUUCUAUACGCUUAAGUGGGGUUCCGUUAUCGUAUGCUACGGAUGUAGUUUUUGUGAAUAAUAAUCGAUUGCACAUGGUUUCUUGAGUAUACGUGUUUGUUUACGA